AACAGUGACUAAUGAUUACACAACGAUAAGAUAGCAUAGAGUGUUAAUGACAAUAAUAAUAAUGCCGUAUCAAGUAUGUAUUAUAGUCAAUACAGAUAUUAACAUUAUCUUCAUUCAUAACACUUUUUGAGCGCAAGAGGCACAUCUUCAAUUUUGUCGUUUCCUAAUAAUACAGAGCAUGCUUAUGAGUUUCAGUCUCAUUCAUUUUCAAAUUUAAGAAUCGCAAACUGUUCCAAAUUUUUUAAUUUGACUAAUACACACAUUAAAAUUGUUACUUAUUGAUUCCUCAAAUAUUCGUCAGAAAAAAAUGAUUCAGGGAGAGGAAGUUGGUGAAGAAAUGGAAAGAUCUGAAACUUUAGUAGGGGGGAUUACAGAAACUCCGAGUCCAUUUUCCCCAUUCGAGCAAAAAGUAAUGGAUUCUUCGUACGAUGAAGACCUCAACGAGAACCCGUUUUUUCAAUCCUUGUUAACCUCGUGUCCAGAGUUAUUCAGUCAGUGUGUACUUGAACAAUGGCUAAUUUGCGUUCCCCGAAGGGAUUCGUUACCAAAGUAUACGUUCACUUUGGAGGAUUUUACUCAUCACAUUUUGAGACCUGUUACUGGAACCGGUGGGCGACAUUGCAGUGGAGAAAGCAAUUGUAGCAGUAUCGGCAGUCUCGUCCAAGCACCAUCAUCAUGUGGGAGCCUGUGCUCUUCAGAAGAUCAGAGUAUGGUCAGUGGCAAAAUUCCGGAAGAUGAAGUGAAAAGCAAAACUGAAGCACAUUUACUAAAAGGAAACUGGAACUACCAAACGCUGACACACAUACUAGUAGAAUUUAGUGGGCAAACAUUAACUCUUGACGUCGAAAUUCCCAUCAGAGACUCUGAUAACACCAACGAUAAUGAUGAUGCACUGAAUGGGAACAGUAGAGGGUUUGUCCAACUGCGGAAGGAAAUUUUGUUUGAUGAAACGUUUUACACCAACGACCACAGAAAGUAUAAAGCUUUGUGUGUUGCGUCCCCCCUUAACUCAAAAGUUGACAUUGAGGACGAAGGGUUCGGAAACUCGGGCUUGGGGGUUUGGAACCUGACCAGUAUUCGUGACUGUAUCGAUUUUAUAUGGGUCAAAGGUUCAUUCAAAAUUUUAGAAACCUACGAUAUGUACAUUAAGCUUUUUUUGCACAAUCAUCCUGCCCUCGAAAAUCUCCCACUCCCAAUUCAAAGUAAUCUUGUUAAUAUGUUGUUCCUAAAAUGUGUCGAGUUUGCCGAAGGAACGGGAAUGACUACCCCUGUCCCGGAGAAUCAUAGUUUAUCUGAUUUUCUACGUCAGAAGUUACGCAUUGCAACUGAAACGUACGUAAAUAAUGGGGUAUACAGAUCAAUAAUCAGUGCCAUAACAUCCGUCACUGCUGCUGAAGAUGCUUUCAUCAAUAAAAUCACCAGAAAUUUGCACGAGAUUCACCCCCAAGAUCUUGACAUUGAUCCGGCUUAUUGGAAUAUUCUAGGGCGAGCACGGUAUGAGUUGAGUAGAAUCAGCUCUUAUUCCUCGCCAUUAGGCAAACUGGUUUGCAUGAAACGAACGAUUCGUCACAUCCGUGCCAAUUCUGUGGCAGAGAGUGGUGAUUCGUCCGUUUUGACUACAGAUGAGCUUAUCCCUAUUUGGGUGUACUUGGUCCUGAAGAAUCCUUUAGGAAAUUGGGUGGCUCAAUUAGAAUUCCUUCGUAAUUUUCGCUUCUCCUCGACUGAAUCUACCAAUGAAAACACCUUUUACAUUACCACCUUAGAGGCAUCAUUGGAACAUUUGAAAUCGGGGAAAGUGCUUAGAAUUUCAGACGAAAAUGAUAGAGACAUUGGGUCUCCGUGUGACUUGGGCGAAUCCUGGCUCUACAAUUUGCAUCAAGAUGCAUAUGAAUCAGAUAAUCCCCAAAUUGCAGAAAUGCUUCAAGCCAUUCGAUUAGGGAAAUGUGAUAGGCUGGAACAAAUGAUUGAAGAAUAUGAAGUCAAGAGAUACGAGUUUAACAAAAAUCAAAAGGAGCCAAAAAUUGAUUCAGAUUCACUGUGUCACCCGCUAUGUCACUGUGUAAAGUGUUUAGCGGUAGUUCAAAGUGCAAUAAAGUCAGAACCUAUGAUACCGGCGGUGCAUUUGACAACGAACGAAAGCUGCUUGACCUUGUUACAUGUUGCUUGUAUUUAUGGGAGACCAAAAGUUGUGGAUAUUCUUAUUGGAGCUGGAAGCAAAUUGGAAGCAAAGGAUUCGCAAGGCAAUAGGGCUAUUCACUAUGCUGCAAGCCGAGGUCAUCAAAACGCUGUACUGUUGCUUCUUCAUGCUGGAUGUGACUUACAGCCGAUCAACAAUGAUUUUUCGACCCCACUAAUUUUGGCCGCUCAAAAUGGUCACGAAGGUUGUGUCAAGGCUUUAAUAUAUUAUGCAGAACAAGUUGGGAAAAAUAUUAAUCUGAGUGCUGGGAACAAAAAACGAGAUUCUGCAUUACAUUUCGCCUCGAGAUACGGAUUUAUUGGAAUAGUUCAUCUUUUGGCCGAAAGCGGGGCAUCUCUUACCUGCACCAAUAUUGUUCAUGCAACACCGAUUGACUGUGCUCACGAUAUCCACAUUCUCCGAAUUUUGCAAAGAUCAUUGAGAAGACGUUCCCUAGUACAGACAGAUCAUGGAGAUUACAUCAAUAUUGAAAUGAUGCAGAAAGAGGAAUCUGGAGGAAUUGUGAUGCUCAUCAGUGAACCCUCAGACCCUGCUUCACCCAAAAGUGAUGCCCCACCCACUGAAUCCGAUGGAAAUAAAAUAAAAUCACAUAAUAAUAGUAGAUCCGUCAGUCGAAUUUCCAGCCGUCGAGCAAGCAGCGCAACUGCUCCUCCCACUCUACUUACACAAAAUUAUCUCCCUCCUCCCAGAAGUAGAAAAGUCUCUGCUAUGCAACUACCUGAGUCCAACAAUGCAAGCAUUUCAACUGAAAAGUGCUUGCAAACGGUUGUUCAACAUUUAGAAAACGACCCCAGCAACCCUGACUUUGUACUCAAUUAUGGAAAUAACAACUAUGACCCCACCACGGAGCAAGAACAUCUUCGACUGGUUCAAGCGGAAGAUCUUGGUAUCCUCGAGGAACUUCCGGAAGAGAUUGAAAGUAAACGAGAGAGGAACAUACGUAAAUUAUUUACUACCAUUGCGAUUGGUGACGUUCCCUUGGCCUUGUUCUACCUUGGGAUUCCAGCCGAGGAAAUGGACAUCCUUCAAGAACACAACGACUGCAUUAAUGUGAUUUCUGCCUGUCACCCACUCUGUCCAUGUCCAAGGUGUGUCGCCAAAAAUGCCGGGUUGGGUUUGGACCUCAAUAUAAAAAGUCCUGCUGAAGGCAUAUCUGUAUUACACUGGGCUGUUCUUUGUCAUAGUUUAGUUCUAGUCAAAGCUUUAAUAAAAUAUGGUGCCAAUGUUAACCUGCAAUCAACCGUUGAGAAAAAGACAGCUUUAGAUUUCUCCAUUGAAAAAGGAUAUCACGAAAUAGAAAAUAUUUUGGUAAAAUCUCAAGGAAGGUCAAGUUUACAAUUUCAUUCUGUUUAAUCCAUCACUAUAACGGAAUUUUAACUGUGUAUUUUAUUUUUAACGUAACUUAAUUCCCACGAUGUAUACCGUGGUCUAUGUACGUCGUAACUUUUAAUUAGUGAACACACGAAAGAAAUGAACUACUGUUUAAAAAAAUAAAUUCUAUAUAUUGUGUAUGUA
Molecule: messenger RNA, 3712 nt
Organism: Folsomia candida
Lineage: Eukaryota; Metazoa; Arthropoda; Collembola; Entomobryomorpha; Isotomidae
Product: ankyrin repeat domain-containing protein 27
Exons: 10
Coding region: 308-3550 (1080 amino acids)
Biological process (GO): early endosome to late endosome transport; neuron projection morphogenesis
Cellular component (GO): tubular endosome; transport vesicle; early endosome
Molecular function (GO): SNARE binding; guanyl-nucleotide exchange factor activity
Source: RefSeq, a predicted model, not a curated record